Messenger RNA from Scomber scombrus (Atlantic mackerel), 2845 nucleotides. RefSeq names its product nuclear receptor subfamily 4, group A, member 1 (gene nr4a1). NCBI's taxonomy places the organism in Eukaryota, Metazoa, Chordata, Actinopteri, Scombriformes, Scombridae. The coding region runs from base 92 to 1816 and encodes 574 amino acids. Gene Ontology annotation, molecular function: zinc ion binding; nuclear receptor activity; nuclear glucocorticoid receptor binding. Gene Ontology annotation, biological process: regulation of transcription by RNA polymerase II; cellular response to corticotropin-releasing hormone stimulus. The transcript has 7 exons. Gene Ontology annotation, cellular component: nucleus; transcription regulator complex. The record is from RefSeq and is a predicted model, not a curated record.
CUGGGAGACACUGAAGAUGAUCGACUGUCAUUUGUGGAGUACAGACAUUUCAGCACACUUGUAGACCAGCCCUAAUAACAGUCUUGCAGCCAUGACUUGCAUCCACCCCCAGCAUGGAUCUCAGCCCUUUGACAACAAUCUUGGCAGCUCGGAGCUCCAGAACGCAGACUUUAUCUCUAGGUUGACUGUGGAUAUGAGCAGCCCACGGGAUCACCUCUCUCCUCCGUCUCUGCCAAGUAUCAGCUCCCUGGUGGGCACUCAGGGGGGCGAUUUUGAUGCAUAUUCAUGCCAGUUCACUGCAACCCCUGCCCACAUCACGCCGCCAUCAGGCCAGGAGACGGCUCCAUUCAAACUAGAUGACCUCCAGGUUUACGGCUGCUACCCUGGAACGUUCACGCUGAGUUACCCGGAUGAGGCCGUUUCUCCCGGUGGGUCUGAUUAUUUUGGCAGCCCAGCAUCAGCCCCGUCUCCAUCAACCCCCGGUUUCCAGACUCAGCUUGCGCCCACUUGGGACUCAGCUUUUGGUCCUUACUCGCCCAGUCCAGGAUACUGGGGGACUGAGGAGACCUCAGUGCAACAUGCACCCUCUUUCUUCACAUUCAGUUCAGGGUCUGUGGAAGACAUGUCUCAUUUGGGUCAGCCUCACUUACGAGAGCAGGACCCUUUCACUUUGGCCCAUUCUCAUGCAUCUACACUCACCUUCCCUGCCUUGGCAAUGGAGCAGGCAUGUAGCCACGAUGGCACAGACCAGCUGGACGGGAGCUUAUCACCCAAAUUAAAAAGUCCGAAUGGAAACGAGGGCUGCUGCGCUGUGUGUGGGGACAACGCCUCCUGUCAGCACUAUGGGGUCCGCACCUGUGAGGGAUGCAAGGGGUUUUUCAAGCGUACAGUACAAAAGAAUUCCAAGUAUGUCUGCCUUGCCAACAAGGACUGUCCUGUGGACAAGAGGAGGCGGAAUCGAUGCCAGUUUUGCCGUUUCCAGAAGUGUCUAGCUGUGGGCAUGGUGAGAGAAGUUGUAAGGACAGACAGCCUGAAAGGACGAAGAGGUCGCCUGCCUUCCAAGCCUAAAGUUGUCCAGGACGUGACAAACACAGUGUCUCCAGUGAGCAUGAUCGCUUCACUUGUGAGGGCCCAUAUCGACUCGAACCCCAGUGUUGGGAAAAUGGAUUAUUCCAAGUAUGAUGAGACAGAAGUCAGUCCAAACCAGAAAGAGGAUGCAAAUGACAUCAAACAGUUCUACGACUUACUCACGACCUCCAUGGAGGUGAUCAGGAAGUGGGCGAAGAGCAUCCCAGGAUUCUCUGAUUUCUGCAUGGAAGACCAGGAACUGCUGCUGGAAUCUGCGUUUGUUGAACUAUUCAUCCUACGUCUUGCAUAUCGGUCCAAUGCUGAAAUGGACAAGCUCAUUUUCUGCAACGGGGCUGUGCUUCAUAAAAUGCAGUGCGUCCGAAGCUUUGGGGACUGGAUUGACUCUAUUUUGGAGUUUUCUCAAAGCCUCCAUCGCAUGAAGCUGGACGUCUCCUCCUUCUCCUGCCUCACAGCCCUGGUCAUAAUCACGGACCGACAUGGUCUUAAGGAAUCAAAACGCGUGGAGGACCUGCAGAACCAGCUCAUCACCUGCCUGAAAGAUCAUGUCUCUGGUUGCGCCUCCGACUCCUUGCGGCCCAAUUAUUUGUCCAGGCUGCUUGGGAAGUUGCCUGAGCUCAGGACUCUGUGCAUUCAAGGCCUCCAGCGCAUCUUUUACCUUAAAUUGGAAGAUUUAGUUCCUCCACCACCGAUUGUGGAAAAGAUCUUCAUGGAUACUCUUCCCUUUUAAGUGUGCAAUGUGAGACUGACCAUCGGUGGUGUAAAAUCUGGAGUUCAUAUGAGAACCAAAGAAAACAGACUGAAUGCUCGUACUUCGUGUUUUGCGUAAAGUGAACCUGCAAGAGACUAAGAAGAAUAAUUAACAAUUGUGCAGCUCCAGAGGAAAAGGGCUACUUGUGAAUUAUAAAGUGAAUGAUUUAUACAAUUUAUGUAAAAAAUCAACAAAAAAAACAUAUUUGUUGGGCAUCACUAGGAAAUUGUGUAUUUUCCAGAUGAAAUUAGACAAGCCAGCUCAUGGACCAAAAGGUGACUGUUUACAUACAACAAAGUGCCAUGAAUGGAAAAAUUUCUAAUGGAGGGAAGUAACAGUAACAGUAACAAAUCAAUACAAGUAAUAUCUGGAACGUCAUUUCAAGAAUGAAUUGAGCAUGAUUGUUUUUUUGUUUUGUUUGUUUGUUGCAAUCUUUUUGUUGUGAUUUGGAUGACUGUAAAUUGCACAUAAAAUAUCAGACAAAGCAUUAUCGUGACAUCUUUUGCUGAAGUAUUAAAAAUAUAUAUAUAUAUUUUUUUAAAUAUAUAUAGAUAUAUAGAUAUAUAUCUAUAUAUAUGUGUAUAUAUAUAGAUAUAUACUUCAGCAUGUUCAAACAAGCUUAGUAUGCUGAUGUUUUGUGAGUCUACACACAUCAACAUACGAAGCAUCAGUCCUUCAGCGCUCCAGGUUGCUUUAUAUUCAAUACAAUCAUGUAAUUUGGUGAUGAUUGAAUAGGUUAAACCUGCAGAAUUAUUCAGUAGUAUCAUUCAUGUAUCAUGAAUAGACAUUGAGCAGCUAACAUAUUGUGUAUCAUCCAGUACAGUCUUAUUCACUGGUCUUCUUUGUAAAUUAAUUUUGAAUUUGUUUUAAACCUGCUGGUGUUAUUGCCUCAUGAACUGUAUUUGACAGUCUGGGGAAAUGUAUUUUUGUUUUGUGCCUGUUAUUUUUACAUACUAAGCAAUGAUCUUUUAUUGCAGAUAAACAUGAAAUAAAAUGUAGAAAUGCAUA